CCUGUUCUGCAAAAAUGGUCACAAUUAAGCUGAUCAGUGAUAUGAUUCACGUUGAGACGGUUCAUUUUUAUAGUUGCGCCAGAGUUUCAAACAAUUGCCUGAAUAAGUCAUACUGAAUGCCUGAAAGAAUUUCAUUGCGGUAUAGUAGUUUACGGGGAAACUUCUGAAAGCCGGAUUGUGUAUUUCUUGUGAAACCGUAUCUGAGGCACUCGCUGUGCAGCCACAAACUUCUUUCAUAUCGUUCAAUGCGAACCAAAAGCUAUAGUUUACGAUGAAUUCUGUAGCGUCUCUCGGCGCUGCAGGCAGUGAGAAAGAGAUGCAGAGAGCUCGGACUUGAAACAAAACCCCCGAAUUUCUUUUUAUUGCAAUUAUUUUUAGAUUUAUAUGGUUUCUUGCAAUGCACACAUGUUAUUAUCAGCAGCGAUAUUUUUCUAACCUUUUACCCAAAAAUUCAACGCUGAACGUUUCAGUUAUUUAGUGAACGAAACGACGAUCACAAGUACAUAAUUAUAGUGAAUUUGAAUAUUGUUUUCCAAACGCUCAAAUUGCAGACACAGGAAUGCUGGGUCUUUGUAAAUAACAUUAGUGUUGAACGGAUGGUAGAACGGACGCUACAGGGGUAAUUAAAGAGGUCUCCGACGCUUCCUUCUGGGUGUUACAAACUUCUUGACAAACUUAAUAUCUCAACGAAACUGGGAAGAAUCUUUAUUUCAAGCAAAAUGGGCAGAAUAUUCACAAAUAAGCUGAAACAAAACACUCGGUUGUUUGUGUUUCUCAUACUGUGCGUUUUCAGCGCUGCGAAACAGUACGACGAGGGUGAUUUCUGUGAUUUUUCGGACUAUAACGGGACGUGCUUGAGAGUAACAAAAUGUUUGAAUUUACCUGUCGUGGCGCAAACCUUGGGUUUGAAGCGAGAGCAAAUUGGUCAUUGUGAAGAAAUAAUUUGUUGUCCCAUACUUCAUAAAAAUGUUACAGGGGUUCCGCGUGUGGAUGAAAACGAGAUAAUAUAUUUUAUAUUUAAUGGGGCCAGAAAUGCAACUAUUAAUAACUACCUAACAAGUGGCAAUGAAAACCAUGUGUUAACUGCAAAGGUAGGACAGAGAAUGCAAGAAAUACCCAUUGAAAAUAACGAUGUGCCAAAUAAUGCCGGCAAUAACGGUGAAAGUAGGGCUGUUGAAGAUUCGAGCGAAAAGACGGCCCAAGUGCUGUCUGAGCCUUUAAGCGCAACUGGAAAGGUGGUGGGGAUUGGCAAUAUUCCCUUGCCAGGUAAUGUGAACGCUUAUACCCCUUGUAAGACGAGACACUACAAUGGCAUCUGCAAGGCAAAGUUACAGUGCAGACAUUUAGCCGUUACCUUGGUGGAGAUGGGUCUAAAUGAUACGGAUGUGACACAUUGCGAUCAUGAAUACAUAAUUUGCUGUCCCAAUAUUGAACGACCCGCUGUUCGUGCCUGUCGAGCUAUUGAAAGCGAAUUAGAACCAUAUCAAGAGGAACAUAUUUUCGGUGGUCACAAAGUGUCCGCCAAGGAAUAUCCAUUUAUGGCUUACAUUGUUUAUGACCAGCCGGAUUUUGUUUGUGGUGGUACUUUGAUCCAUGAGCGUUUCGUGUUAACAGCAGCGCAUUGUGUCGUACAACAUGCGGUCAAAGCUAUAAAAGUAACUUUGGGUAUAGCAAAUUUAUAUGAUUCUAGAGAAGCGCGCUAUCGGCAAGAUAUAGAUAUUAAGAGAACGAUUGACCAUGAGAAAUAUUCAAGCUUAUCAAAUUAUUACGACAUCGCUGUGAUUGAAUUGGCUAAAGAGGUCAAACGCGGUCUAACAGUGUAUCCGACAUGUUUGCAUACCGAUCGAACAGAGCUACCUGAUGACAUUGAACUCACCACGGCUGGGUGGGGAAUAACCGAGAAUAAAUCCCUUUCAGAACAUUUAUUAGCAGUGCAAUUGAAAAAAACACCGCUUUCAAAAUGUAUUCAAAGUUAUGCACAAUAUAUUGGACGAUACAUGAACCAUGGCAUUGCGGACACACAACUCUGUGCCCUUGCGCCUGGAAAGGAUUCUUGUCUUGGUGACUCCGGUGGCCCUUUACUUCUGAGUGAAAAUGCAGCAUAUAAUAACUACAGAGUCGUCGGCAUCACUUCAUUUGGUUCAACGUGUGGCCAAACUGUGCCCGGUGUGUAUACCAGGGUGUCAAAGUUUUUGGAUUUCGUUGAAGCCAUUGUAUGGCCGGAUGAAUAUUUUAAAUAUAUAUCGUUAAUAAAAAGGUCCGAUGAUGAGCGAAAAGAUGUGUUGUCUGAUUCUCAUUCGGUUGAUGGUUUCGCAUCGAUGUGUAUAAUCGAACAACAUGUAGUGCGCAAGAUCGCUUCUGUUUCGAUAAAGUGGCCAACACCAGUACAAACACCAUCUAAACUUUCCAACGCUUUUAUAGAUCUAUCCAAACAGCCUGAGUUUGAAAACAGGCCGCCACCAGCCGGUGUGAUUAGUGAUAGUUCUAUUCCCAGCAUUACAAGUACACCUAUGAAUUUUAAUCAAAAUGGCAACAUUUUUCAAGAACACAUACCAGAUGAAGAGGAGAGAUUAAAAGUUUUAUUCAAUGGCAACUUUGGUCCAGCUGGAAUUGGCAAUAAUGUGGGGGAAUUGAGUGGCGACUCUGCUCCGGUUUUAAAUAGAAAUAACAACAUUUUCUUCAAUGAAAAUCCAGUACCAAAUAUAAAAAACAAACAAAAUUUAAAUGGUAACCCUGUUGUCGAUGAAAAUAAAAGAUUUGAAGCUAUAUUCGGUGAUAACCCUAUACAGGUCGGAAAUGGUAAUAGUCAAGAUGAAAAGAAGGGGAAUCCAUUUCCGGAAGUAAAUAAAAAUAAUAACGGAUUCAUCAGGGCAGAUACAUUGCCGAAUGUACAGGAGAACCAAAAUUUUAAUGGCAACAUUGCUAUCGAUGAAAAUAAAAGAUUUAAAGCUAUAUUCGGUGAUAACCCUGUACAGGUCAAAGAUGUAAAUAGUCGAGAUGAAAGGAAAAGAAACCCUCUUCCGUUAGUAAGAGGAACAGAUACCGUUUUUUUCAAUGCAAAUCCAGUAGCCCAUAUACAGGAAAAUCAAAACGUAAAUGGUAACCCUGUUAUCGAUGAAAAUGAAAGAUUUAAUGCUAUAUUCAAUGGUAACCCUCUCCCGAUUGGCGAUGAUAUGGGGAGACCAAAUGGUGUAAUUAAUCGAGAUCCUGCUGAAAAUUUUAAUGCUAAAGGCAAUACUAUCUUCUGCGGUAAUCUUGAACAGGUCAGUAAUGGUAAUAAUAAAGAGGAAAGGAAGGGAAAUACUGUUUCGGGUGUAAAUGGAAAUAAUAAUGAUUUUUUCAGCGGAAAUCCAGUGUGGAAUGUACAAGAAAUCCAAAAGAUAAAUGGUAACCCUAUUAUCGAUGAAAAUGAAAGAUUUAAUUCUAUUUUCAAUGGCAGCCCUAGUCAAACUGGAAGUGUAAGUAGUAUUGGGGAAUGGAAGAGAAAUUCUGUUCCGGUUAUAGUUGGGAAUAAUAACGGCAUUUUUAAUGCAAAUACCAUACCGAAUUCACAAGCCAAUCAACAUACACAUGGUAACCCUGUUAUCGAUGAAAAUAAUAAAUUUAAAAAUGUUAAAGGUAGACUAAAUGGUGUAAUUAGUCAAAAUCCUGGUAUAUUCGCCGGUAAUGGUCAAUUAGAAAGCAACCAAUCGAAUAAAUAUCGGAAAUUUUAUUUCAAACAUUCUAAAUUACAACCAAGUGAACAUUACAAUAUGCUGCUGCUACUGCUGCUGGGUAGCGUGUUCACUGCUCUGCUUGGAAUGACCACAGCUCAAAUGCAGGUUGGUGAUCAAUGUCAAAUUAGAAAUUUUAAAGGCAUUUGCACUGAGGCAAGCAAAUGUACGGAUCUGCCGUUUACCAUGUCUCAGUUGGGCCUGAAAAGACGUGAUAUACAACGUUGUGGAUUCACUGUAUUCGAUGAAAUAAUCUGUUGUCCCUCUCUUUCUACUCCCACCACAACCAUAAAAACACGAUCCGAUGAUCGUCCAGCUGUAAAAGCUUGCAUUGAAAUCGAUGGACAAUUGCAGCCGCUGCUUACACCACACAUUCUAGGCGGUACACCCGUAGAAUUAGGUGAAUAUCCACAUAUGGUAGCUAUUGGACUCACUAAUACAGAUGAUGUUGUGGAGUACAAUUGCGGCGGUACUUUGAUUGCAAAGCGCUUUGUUUUAACUGCGGCCCAUUGUCUAGUCACACAACAAAUACCGGUUAUGGUGCGAAUGGGUGUGGUGAAUUUCACUGACACCGAACAAAUGAAGGGAGCUGUUGAAAUCAAAAUUAAGAAAACUCACAUACAUCCGGACUAUACGAGCGCCUCUGUUUAUAACGAUGUGGGCUUGCUGGAAUUAGAGGACGAAGUUAUUUACAGUUACAAUGUAUUCCCGACAUGCCUCUACACCGAUCCGGAUGAUCCGCCAGCCAAAUCUGUGCUCUAUGUCACCGGCUGGGGUGUCAUGAAUAGAAACACGCGUGAAAAAUCGGAUGUUUUAUUGAAAGCGCGUCAAACGAUCGUCGACAACUCGAAAUGUAAUGAAAGUUACGUGGACAGCGGGUUGACACGUCGCAAUAGGGAAGGUAUCAUCGCUAGUCAGAUGUGCGCGCAUGACCCUGGCUUAAUAAAGGAUGCCUGCCAGGGUGACUCAGGCGGUCCGCUGAAUUUGGUUGUCGACGAGGCUUUAAACAAAUAUCGUGUAGUUGCUGUUAUUUCGGCUGGAUUUACCUGUGGCAGUUCCACACCUGGUCUUUACAGCCGCGUGUCUUCCUUUUUGGACUGGAUCGAGAGCAUCGUUUGGCCCAGUGGAUAGAUUUGACGAUAUUUUACGCUUUACCUUCUCGGAAGUGAUAACUCUAAAAUACGAAACCACCAUAUUGCCAUACAUUUUCUAAACUAGUUAAGGAGACAAAAAUUAAAUUAAGUAAUGCAUGAAUUUAUAUUAUAAUAUAUCGGUCCGAAGAAAACAUUUUAAUAAAGAAACACCAAAUUCAGUUUUG
Bactrocera oleae (olive fruit fly) is the source of this 5031-nucleotide messenger RNA. Its product is annotated as serine protease persephone. Gene Ontology annotation, biological process: proteolysis. The record is from RefSeq and is a predicted model, not a curated record. NCBI's taxonomy places the organism in Eukaryota, Metazoa, Arthropoda, Insecta, Diptera, Tephritidae. Gene Ontology annotation, molecular function: serine-type endopeptidase activity.